Molecule: messenger RNA, 2898 nt
Organism: Thecamonas trahens ATCC 50062
Lineage: Eukaryota; Apusomonadida; Apusomonadidae
Exons: 1
Coding region: 1-2898 (965 amino acids)
Molecular function (GO): metal ion binding
Source: RefSeq, a predicted model, not a curated record
AUGUCGCUCGAGUUCCAGCGCGUCUCCAAGCUCGCGUCCGACGCCGAGAUGGAGCUGCGCAAGGAGAAGCAGGCGCACCUCGACUACGUCCUCGCCGCCGAGUCGGAGACCCGCAAGCUCGAGUCCAAGGUCGAGGGCCUCGAGCUGUCGCUGCAAAAGGCCAAGGCGCGCGCCGACGCAUACGAGGCACAAAAGGUUGAGCUGAAGGAGGAGGUCGAGAGCCUCGAGGCGCAGCUCGACGAGUACAAGAUCAAGCUGGAAAAGAGCCAGGCAGCAGCAGCCAAGCUCCGCAAGCACAUCAAGACCAAGCAGGCCGAGCUUGCCGAGCUCCGCGCCGCGACCGACAACGAGCGGUCUGCGCGCGCCGACGCUGUCGGCUCGGAGCAGGAGAUGCGGCGGAUCUACGACGAGAUGACCCGCGAACGCGACCUGCUCAAGCUCGACAAGGAGGCGCUGGAGACCGAGCUCAACGCGUACGCCGGCGAGAAGAAGGCCAUGCGUGAGGCUGUCGAGGUUGCCGACAAGACCGUCGACGAGCUGCGGAGCCAGGUGACGGACCUCCGCCAAGAGCUCAAGGCUGCCGUUGUCAAGCACGCUGCCGACCUGGCGGAGAUCGACCUCCAGCACCAGAAGAAGAUCGCCGAGCUCAACACGGCGCACACCGACGCCAUGCAGCCGCUCAAAGACGAGUACGCGGCCACGCUCAAGGCUCGCGACAUCCAGCACGCCGCAGACAUGGAGGCGGCGCUGGAGAAGCUCCGCGUCGAUGUCUCGGCCCACCAGGAAGCCAAGAUGCAGGCUGAAGUCGAGAUGCGCAAGGCGCUCGCCGAGCGCCAGUCGCUCAUCGACUCGCGCAACAAGACGCUUGACCAGCUCAACGCCGCCGUCACCCUGCAGAAGGAGCAGGAGGCGCUGCUGGACGUUGCAGUUGGCGAGAAGAACGCUGCCCUCGCCUCGCGUGACCUGGUCAACAAGCAGCUCGAGACCAUCAACGAGAAGCUCGAGGCGACGCUGGCCGAGCUCGAGGACGAGAAGCGGGCCCACCGGUCGUCACAGCUAACGGUCAACGCGCGCGACGAGCGCAUCAAGCGGCUUGUUCGUAUGCUCGACGAGGAGCAGAUGAUGAUUGUCGACCUCAACUCCAAGGUCAACCAGUCGGCCGCGGCUGUCGCCUCCAUCGCCGAGUCGCUUAGCCAGCUCGGCAAGGGCGCGGUCGAGCAGGCCCAGCUCUUGCGCGAGACCGAGGGCGAGGGCUCGACUGACUUUUCCGCGUACGACAACACGCCCCAGCUCAAGGAGCAGCAACGCCUGCUCGAGCUGCAGAAGGCGCAGAUGGAGGAGCAGGCCAAGCUCGCAGCCGCUAUUCAGGAGCAGGCCGCCGCCACGCUCGCCGAGCAGGCUGUCACCCGCGAGGCCAUGCAGCAGCAGCACGCCGACCUCAAGGGCGUCGUCGAAGAGGUCCGUGAGGUUGUCAAAAAGGGCGGGGUCAUGGAGGAGCCGCCGGCUGCCACCACGCCGGCGCCGAUGCCUAUUGCUGGCGCCGACGACGACGACGAGGACGACCCCUUUGCCGCUAUGGAGGCUGCCGAGGAUGGCGGCGGCGACGUCGAGGAUCCGUUUGCGGUCCUCGACGCCGAAGACGGUGGCGAUGAUAACAAGAGCGACGCCGGCCGUGACCGCAACGACCGUCGCGAGAAGAGCAGCCGUCGCGACAAGGGCGAGGUCCGUGACCGUCGCGAGAAAAAGGAUGACCGUGACCGUGAUCGCGACCGUGACCGUGACGGUGACCGUCGCGAGAAGAGCGACCGCAGCUCUCGCCGCGGUGACCGCGACCGCGACCGCGACCGUGGCGAUCGUCGCGACCGCGGCCGCGGCCGUGAUGACCGCGACCGUGACAGCCGCGACGAGCAAGUCGUCGAGGUUGCCCAUGACCCGUUUGGCGAGCCGGAUGAGAAGCCCGAGUCGAGUCGCAAGAGCCGGUCGUCGCGCGGCCGCGACGCCGAGGCUGAGUCUGAGAGCGACCGCCCGCGCUCGUCACGCUCGUCGCGCUCGUCGCGCCGCGGCGAGAGCAAGGACGAGGCAAAGGAGAGUGACCGCCCGCGUUCAUCGCGUUCGUCACGCUCAUCGCGCCGCGACGCCGAGGUUGAGCCCGAUACCGACCGGGAGAGCCGCCGCAGCGGCGACAAGCGGAGCCGCGACAGCGACCGCAGUCGCGACAAAGACGCUGCCGAAAAGGAUGAAAAGGCCGAGAAGGCCCGCCCGGCAUCGCGGUCGAGUCGCUCCAGCCGCGACCGCAAGCGUGAGAAGGAUGCCAGUGAUAAGGACGACAAGGCCGAGAAGGAGCGUCCGUCGUCGCGGUCGAGCCGUUCCAACCGCGACCGCAAGCGCGACGAUGACCGCAAGCGCGGUGAGCCCAAGACAGGAGCGUCGAGCAAGGACAAGGACAAGGACAAGGACAAGGAUGAGGACAAGUCGACGUCGACAUCGUCCAGGCGCGGCGGAAGCUCGCGCCGAAGCAAGGCCAAGGCCAUCAUGGAGUCUGACGACGACGACGUCCUUGCACCCUCGCCGCCGAAGCGCAACUCGUCGAGAAAGGCGUCCAGCAAGAAGCGGCGACCGAUCGCCGACGACCUCUUUGCCGGCCUCGACGGCGACGAUGACGACGACACGCCCGCCGCAACCGGCUCCGUUGACGACGACAACGGCGCGCCCGCCGAAGAUGUUGAUCCCGACACCGUGGAAGAGUGCAUGUCGUGCGAGGCCACCUUUACCAAGAUCAAGCGCAAGCACCAGUGCAAGAAGUGCAACAAGGUCUUCUGCGCCCGUUGCUGCCGCAAGCAGAAGGAUCCAUCUUCUGCUGCCCUUGUCCGUGUCUGCACCCCAUGCAUGAAGAGCUAA